Molecule: messenger RNA, 384 nt
Organism: Megalops cyprinoides (Indo-Pacific tarpon)
Lineage: Eukaryota; Metazoa; Chordata; Actinopteri; Elopiformes; Megalopidae
Product: prepro-urotensin II-beta-like
Exons: 4
Coding region: 1-384 (127 amino acids)
Biological process (GO): regulation of blood pressure; blood vessel diameter maintenance
Cellular component (GO): extracellular region
Molecular function (GO): hormone activity
Source: RefSeq, a predicted model, not a curated record
AUGAUGUGCAAGCUGCUCCUGUCCUGGGCCGUGCUGCUCAUAGCCUCCGGCCCCCUGAAGGCACACCCCAUCACAGACUCCUCUGACCUGUCCUUCCCUGGGCCUGUGUUGGCAGAGGAAGGUGAGGUGACCAGUCCAGGCGAGCUGUCUCUCUCUGACCCUUCGUCCCAGAGUGGCACAGGGCUGGAGUAUACCUCACUGCUGGCAGAGGAGCUCAACAGAGACGGUAUCAGGUCAGCCAGUUUCACCCCUCGGGAGGCUGUGAAAGGGGUCCUCUUGGAGAAACAGAACCAGCUGCUCCCCCUCAGGCGCUUCCUGGGAUACAGGAAACAGUUUGGGAAGAGAGGAAACCCCACAGACUGUUUCUGGAAGUACUGCGUCUGA